Messenger RNA from Zeugodacus cucurbitae (melon fly), 1231 nucleotides. It is a transcript of the gene Ciao1, whose product is annotated as probable cytosolic iron-sulfur protein assembly protein Ciao1. Gene Ontology annotation, biological process: iron-sulfur cluster assembly. NCBI's taxonomy places the organism in Eukaryota, Metazoa, Arthropoda, Insecta, Diptera, Tephritidae. The transcript is spliced from 2 exons. The coding region runs from base 140 to 1147 and encodes 335 amino acids. Gene Ontology annotation, cellular component: cytosolic [4Fe-4S] assembly targeting complex. Gene Ontology annotation, molecular function: protein binding. The record is from RefSeq and is a predicted model, not a curated record.
GUAAAACCGCGAUUGGAAGAAGAAGCAUACACUUCAAUUUUUGACUUCAAUAAUCAGCCUUUAUAAAUUACGACUAAUUCUGUUAAGCAGUUCUAGAAUUAAAAUUUGUGAUAAUAUUUUGUAAUUAUACAAUUCGAAAAUGAGUAAAUUGUCUUUGGAGCAUACUUUACAAGGGCAUAAAGGCAGAAUUUGGGGCGUAGCAUGGCACCCGAAAGGUAAUGCGUUCGCUUCAUGCGGCGAGGACAAAACUAUACGCAUUUGGUCGUUAUCUGGAAACACAUGGACCACGAAAACUAUACUCUCUGAUGGACAUAAGCGCACAAUACGCGAAAUUAGUUGGUCACCUUGCGGCCAAUAUUUGACCUCUGCUAGCUUUGAUGGCACCACGGCAAUAUGGUCUAAAACGUCAGGUGAAUUUGAAUGCAUCGCUACAUUGGAAGGUCAUGAAAAUGAAGUGAAAAGUGUGAGUUGGUCAAAUUCAGGCAAUCUUUUGGCAACGUGCUCGCGUGACAAAUCUGUAUGGAUUUGGGAAUUGGCUGGUGAGGACGAAUUCGAUUGCGCUGCUGUGCUCAAUUCACACACACAAGAUGUGAAGCGUGUGGUGUGGCAUCCCAAGAAAGAAAUUUUGGCUUCCGCUUCUUAUGACAAUACAAUAAAAAUGUACGCUGAAAACUCCGCAGACAAUGACUGGUAUAGCACAGCCACACUGGAAUCACACACCAGCACCGUGUGGGGUAUAGAUUUCGAUGCUGAUGGCGAACGUUUGGUGUCGUGCAGUGACGAUAAAACAGUAAAAAUAUGGCGCGCUUACCAUCCGGGUAAUGAAGAGGGCAUUUAUACGCCAGAUAACGAGACUGUGUGGAAGUGUGUUUGCACAAUUUCUGGCGAGCAUUCCAGAGCCAUCUACGAUGUUGCGUGGUGUAAAAAAACUGGUCUUAUAGCGACUGCUUGUGGAGAUGACGCAAUACGCAUAUUUAAAGAAGAUGCAAACUCACAAAAGAAUGAACCAACAUUUUCAUUGAUAACAUCGGAAAAUAAGGGACACUUGCAAGAUGUGAAUGCGGUGAAAUGGAAUCCUGCACAGGAAGGACAAUUAAUUUCCUGCAGUGAUGAUGGUACAAUAAAACUAUGGAAAUUCAUAGAAUAGAUAGGUAAGAAUUCAUUGACAACUGUUUAGCUGCGCUUUAUUUCACUUUGUAGAAAAAAAUAAAUAUGUUCAGAUGCAUUUGAA